Macrosteles quadrilineatus (aster leafhopper) is the source of this 3040-nucleotide messenger RNA. It is a transcript of the gene Invadolysin, whose product is annotated as leishmanolysin-like peptidase. The record is from RefSeq and is a predicted model, not a curated record. The coding region runs from base 39 to 2021 and encodes 660 amino acids. Gene Ontology annotation, cellular component: cytoplasm; membrane. Gene Ontology annotation, biological process: cell adhesion; proteolysis. Lineage: Eukaryota; Metazoa; Arthropoda; Insecta; Hemiptera; Cicadellidae. The transcript is spliced from 13 exons. Gene Ontology annotation, molecular function: metalloendopeptidase activity.
GUCAGUCGUUUCUUGUCCGUCGCUGCUGUGAGGUAGACAUGGCUGUGAAAGUGAAAUGGAAAUGUACUUGUGCUGUGUUUGUGAUGAUUUUAGUGAAUAUUGUGAGUGGGAUGUUCACGAAGCGGCACUGCAGUCACCAGCAUCCAAAGCCAAAUGAGGUGAUCCAUGGAGUGCACAUAGAGCCGGCGCAUGUGAUGAGGAAACGCAGCCUGGACCAACCACUCAGGAUACUGCUGUACUACGACGAGAGCGUCUACAGGCUUGACGAGGAGAAGUUCCAACUCAUCAACAACACUGUGCUGCCCGAGGCUGUGCAUUUCUGGGAGCAAGCCCUCAUGGUACGCAAGACUGGCAAUACCAUCCGCCUCAACAGGAAAUGUGAAAACAACCAGGUGUUCUACAGAAAGGGUGACCCAUACUCUUACUGCAAGAAUGCUUGUGAGGAGAAGACAAUGUGUGGAGAGGUGCAGGUCCCUGAGGAGCAUCUUGAGGUGUGCAGGACUUGCAAUGCCACAGGUAUGGACUGUGGGGUGCAGGAUCCUAGUGUAGGUCCUGGUAUUGAGGAUGCAGACUUUGUGUUCUAUGUCAGUGCUAUGGAGACAGAGAGAUGCCACAAAGGACUGACUGUCGCCUACGCAGCUCACUGUCAACAAGAGGCUGUACUGGACAGGCCCAUCGCUGGACAUGCCAACCUAUGUCCUGACAGCAUCAGCACGAAGCCCCAGGAGCUGGAGAUCCUGCUGUCCACAGUCAAGCAUGAGAUCCUGCACGCCCUCGGCUUCUCUGUCAGCCUCUUCGCCUUCUACAGAGACGCUGACGGCAACCCUCUCACUCCACGAGAGGACAAUGGCAAACCUCUGCUAAAUGAGAGGCUGCAGGCGCGCCAGUGGAGUGAGAAGGUGAUCCGCACAGUGGUGCGCAAGAACUGGAAGGUGCACGGAGGUGUGGUGGAUCGUGAGGUGCAGCUGAUGGUCACUCCGAGGGUGGUGGCUGAGGUGCGCAGACACUUCAACUGUUCUUCACUGGAGGGAGCAGAGCUGGAGGACCAGGGGGAGGAGGGAACAGCUCUCACACACUGGGAGAAGAGGGUGUUUGAGAACGAAGCCAUGACAGGGACGCACACACAGAACCCCGUAUACUCGCGGCUGACUCUAGCACUGAUGGAGGACACUGGCUGGUACAGAGCUAACUACUCCAUGGCUCAACCACUGUCCUGGGGCCACAACCUCGGCUGCGACUUUGUCACUACCAGCUGCAAACAGUGGAUGGACACCAAGAGAGCAAAGGGGAAGAGUAUUCAUCCGUUCUGUGACAAGGUAAAGAGAGAUCCUCUUGAGACGGAGUGUACAGACGACAGAAGCUCAGUGGCUCUGUGUAACUUGGUAGAGCACCUCACCCCACUGCCUUCACACUACCAGAAUUUUGAUUCCAUUCCCCAUGUGGAGCCAGGGAGUGAGCCCUACUUUGGAGGCUCAGUGAGCUUAGCUGACUAUUGUCCUUACAUCCAGGAGUUUACAUGGAGAUCCAAGAAUGUUGUUGUCAGAGGCAGUCAUUGUCAAUACGUUGAGAACAAUCCUCACCAAGACAAGAACUUUGCCCUGGAGUGGUAUGGCGAGAACUCUCGCUGCUUUGACCACACAGAACAGAUGUGGGAAGAGCGUUCCUGUAGUCAAGUCAGACAGUGGCAGCAUUGGGGCAGUGGCUGUUACCAGUUCCUGUGUAGAGCUGGCCGCCUGCAUCUACAGGUUUCCAACUACACGUACACCUGUUACAAGGCCGGCCAGGAGAUCAACAUCAGGAUCAUAGCCAAUGACUGGCUACACAAGGGAGCGCUGGUGUGUCCUCCGUGUGAGGAGCUCUGUCAGGAGCAGUUCGCUGCUACAGGGGAUCGCUGUAAACCUGACAUAACACCACCUCAGACAGUCAUGUAUCACAUGGACCGCCUCACUUGUGGCGCCAUCUCUCUCUCCCUCUCACUCACGCUCCUCUCUCUCACUCUACUACUCUCUGGCAUCACGUAGCCCCUGCGUUACAGGUUAUUUAUGUAGAAUAGACCAUCAUAAUUUAUAAAAUGACCACUGGGUGGUCGGAAUGGUGCAUUAAUUCAACUCUUUUUGGAUAUUUUACUUCAAAACGAGUUGAAUAAAAUUAGACGUGAUGUGUAAUUGUGGAUUAAUUUGUUUCACAAUUUGUGUAAAUAAAAACCGACCAUUGCAAAUAUUUCUGGCUAUACUCAGAGUGUGUACAAGCUCGCAAAUUUGUGAGUAAAGAGGAAUCCAGCCUAUCCCUAAAGGCACUUUAGUUUUGGAUUGUGCUUUACUGUUAAAAUUAUAGGCAGUUCUGUAUAAUCUACUAUGUUGGCCUAAUUUAUAGAGUUCUGUUGGCCUAUCAUAAUGUUUCCAUUUUAGUUUUGGAAUUUGCCAAUAAUGACAGUCUAUGAAUAGUUCUCACAUGGCAUCGCUGAAACACACCUGCUGCAUAUAGCGAGGAUUAUCUGUAGGCCUAUCCUAUAUUUAUGAGCCUAAUAAUACGUUAGUUCUUUUACAAAAUAUUUGUUAUGUCCAUCAAAUUCAAAAUGAUUAAGGGUACUAAACUUGAUUGAUAUAUUUCACCACCAACUUUGAGUUCAAUUUUAUGUUUAGCUUUGCCUUGUGAGUGAGUGCUAAAACUUUAUGUUCCUAAAUUAGAACAAUGAACCAAUAAUUGACCUAUUAUAUUUUUGUUUGAAGAGUAAAAAUUCAUACAAGUAUAUAUAAACAAUUGAAACCGAUUUAAGUAAAAUACAUGUUUGUAGUUCUUAAUAUGAAAAACAACAUUGAGAAUUGUUUUUUUAGCUGAGGUUUGCUGUUAUGGAUGGUGUAAAGUAAAAAUUAUCCACACAUUAUAACCAUGACUAAGUUUAUUAGUUACUGGAAAUUAUUCUCAUUUAAGUGAUGGAGAUAUGAAACCAAAGAUCAAAGAAUGCUGUUUUGAUAAUCAAUACAAUAAUAAAAAAAAUAGGAAUCAGCAAAAUGGAAAAAUAGGAUUAUGCAACCAAUUU